UUGAGUCAAAUGCUGUAUUUCAAAGCUGUUGUGAAAUACAGCAUGUGAAAUACAAUGUGAAGUGCCUUACGUGGACUGUUCUGUAGAUUGGUACAGUACUUACAUUAUUACGUCAUACGACUCAGUGAUACGAGCAAGUAGUUUAGUAUCCCUAAAGGAACGAAAGCAAUGCGACGCCACAUGAUUGAAAUCUCAGCAUGGCACCACCGCAUGACGGCUCUUUCGGUUAGAGUAGUUCGGCUUGUUCGACUUAUUGCGGCACAAAUUAAAUAUUUCCACGUAUGCUUUGUGCUUUGUUCGACCUUUACGCCUGCCUGGUGUGUUCUCAAUAGACCCAAACUUGACUUGAGCGCUCCUUAUGACUUUGGAGUUAUUUUGUUGGGAAAUUCUACCCAGUUGAGUGACUUUCGAAAUAUUGCUCCGGCCAUCGAUGUGGCCAUCAGUGACGUGGCCGCCGCUUACAGCUUAAUUCUGACACCGUGGUAUCGCCUUUACGCCAAUCACUGUGACUCGGUGGCCACGUGGUACUCGGUGGCUCAGGCUGUUGAUGUAAUGCUGAAUAAUAAUCCAAUACUCGUGCAAGACGGUCCGGAUCCCCAGUAUUGGUACUACGAUCCCCAAAAUAACGUAGUGGGGCAGAUGCUGCUGGGGCCUGGAUGUGCGUCCGACUAUCAAUCGGUGACAAUGGCGACGCAGAAAAUUAUGUCGGUUCUCAUGACAGGCAGGGCGGAGUCGGUUUACAGCACACAGGACCGAAAUUUCACUGUGAGAACCGGCUACAAUGUUUACAGCAUGUGGCAUAUCUUGACCCAGGGCAUGGCAGCAGCGUACAACUGGACAUCCAUUGCCGGUUUGUAUAACACCAGCGAUCCUACAGCGCAAACGCACUUCGACACUCUGCGCUUGAAUGUGGCGGGUGGUGAUGUACGUGGAUUCAUUCCUCCACAUCGAGAUGGCAUACCUGGUGGAAAGAUCACGGAGAUCGCUUGCGAUUUGUAUCCCGACACACCAAACAACAACGACCGCAACGCCGCUAUCGUUCUGGACUGCCUGAAUCGUGCCAGUCUGACGUCACGUAUUAUCGCCCUUCUACUGUCCCCGACUUACGUUCGCCACACCAUGAUUAUCGCUCAGAAAAGCAAUCUAACAAAUGCGGAAUAUCUUUAUCUGGUUGUUGAUCCACUGCGCGAUACAUUCAUCAAUGUGGCUAAACCAGUCUGGCAAAAUGAUGACAGCGACGAUGCAAUUGCCAAAGUAGCGUUCACGUCCCUGUUUGUAAUCUCAAUGGCACCCUUUGAAAAUAAUGAGAUGUAUUUGGAUCUGGCUAAACGAGCCGCUAACGUGUCUCGUGUCAAGUACGAUGGAACGUUCUCCAUGAAUUUCUUCGUGGCCACUUUCUACGACGCGAUCAUGAUUUUUGCUAAAGCCCUUGUGGAGUCAGCCAACGGCACUGGAAAAGUUCUCUCAUGUAUGCACACAAAUUCAAAUCCGGUCGGCUAUCCCAACGGCACCGUUCUUAAAGUGGGAAUCGAUUUCUGCAAUGGCUUGGUUGAGUCUAUGACCAACGCGACCGUUCGAGGAGCUAGUGGGAAUCUCAGCUUCGAUGACGCCGGGGAUCGAAUCGUCCAGUUUGAUCUUUAUGCGAUGGUUAACGAUUCUUACCAAUGUGUUGCCGAAUUCGAUCCAGUGAACCGCACCUACCUUCCAUUGAUGGAGCCCAUACCGUGGCCAGGCGGUUCAAAAACCCCACCGCUAAAUAUCCCGACGUGCGGGUACGACGGCAAAGCGGAAAUUUGUGCAACUCCAUUUCCCACACUGGAAGUGGCUCUGGGAGUGGUAAUUCCGGUAGUACUGGGCUUUUCGGUUCUGGCCAUACAUCUCAUUCGUUUGGCCCGCAAACAAGCGAAAUCCGAUCACGAAUGGAUCGUGCCGUUGCGGCAUCUGAAAUUCCAUCGCACACGCAAGAAUGAUGCUGUCAGUCACAUAUCGGAAGAACACGACGAUGGGCACUCCAUGCAGGGCUUCUCCAUGGGCGCAUCCUGCAAAGGCUCCAUGGGACAGUCGAUGGCUCUGACGGCAUCCAUGCGCAAACGAUUCACGGCCAUGAGCGACCAUUUUGGCACAUGGAACAAAAUGCCGGUCGUCCUGCGCUGGACCAGCCGCAAGCGCGUGGUGGUCAGUCGACAGGUUAUUCUGGAAGUGCGGGUCGUGCGCAAAACACAUCAUGACAACGUUGCCCGUUUCUUGGGUGGCUGCGUAGAAGACGAUAAUAUCUGCAUUUUGUACGAGAUGUGCGGCAAAGGACCGCUUGAUUUGAUGUUCGAGGGCGAUGGCGGUACAAAACUGGACUGGACAAUUCGAAUAUCCUGGAUUCGGGACAUCGUUAAUGGGAUGGCUUAUUUGCACACCUCACCGAUUGGUGCGCAUACCCGCUUCAAAUCGUCAACAUGUUUCAUCGAUAGCCGGUUCGUGUUGAAAAUUACGGAUUACGGCUUAGCCAGCAUUUUCACUCCAACAGUGUCUGAAUUUUGGAUGGCCAAACGCGACCCGGAAUUUUCCGCGACACUGUUGUGGACGUGCCCUGAAAAGCUGCGAGCGGACGCCAGUGGAGCACUGAACUUCAGCUGUACGAAGGAAGGCGAUGUCUACAGCUUCGGCAUUAUACUGCAAGAAAUCAUAAUGCGCUCUAAGCCGUACGCAAUGUUCAACAUGACGCCUAAUGAAAUAGUUGACGAAGUGCGGAAGGGCAUGUCAUUGAGCGGAGUGCCCUUUAGACCAAAAAUCCCGGAUCAGGAUGUGCCGCCAGGAAUGAUAGAGUUAUGCACGAAAUGUUGGUCGGAGAAUAUCGCUGAACGACCAUCGUUCGAGAAAAUCAAAACAGCGGUUCGCAACAUUGGCAAAGCAAUGAAUAUGGGCGAUCAGACGAACAUUAUGGAUGUGUUUAUGCAGCAGAUGGAGGAGUCUGGUUACUUACUGCAAGCAGCCGUGGAAGAGAAAGACAACGAGCUGCUGGAGCAAAAAAUCAGGAGCGAUGAAGCUUUUAUGAAAGUAUUUCCUCGUGCUGUCGCGGAACGAGUAAUGCUGAACAAGCGCGUCCAACCGACAAUACAUCGCAACGCUACACUCUUUCUCGCGGACUUAAUGGGUUUCGAGACUAUUUGCGUAGAAAGCCAGCCGGCACAGAUUACGAAGCUUCUUGACCAUUUCUACGGAAUGUUGGACAGCCUUAUUGCCGGUUUCGACUGCUUUAAGGUGGAGCACAAUGGGGAAACCGUAUUGGUCACAGCGGGGAUAUUUGGAGAGUCUGCCAAGCAGGGUGCACGCGAACUAGCCCGAUUAGCGCUAUUCAGCAUGGUAGAAAUACGCCGGUUUAUCGUGCCGCAUCGGCCAAACGAGCAGGCCAAACUUCGAAUUGCGCUCACAUCGGGUCCGGUGGUAAUGGCUACCUUGAAUUUGGCCGCUCCAAGAUUUGGAAUUUGCGGAUUGACCCUGAUCAUUGCCAAGAGGCUUCUGCAGACUUGUGAUCAAUUGCAAAUCCAUGUUGCGGCCAGUACGAAAUCGUUAUUAGAUGCUUACCGGCAUUUCUUAUUCGUGCCAUCACCGGUCAGUCCUAUUUCAAUUACGAAUGAGGAAGAAAUGGAAACGUUCUGGUUGACGGACGAAGAAGGAAAUUUUGACCUUCAUGACGAGCGGGCGGCGGUAAUGGGCAAAGGGCAGGUUGAAUAUUUUGACGAACAUGAGGCGCUGUGAAUUAAAUAGCAGACGUUUUUAUUUGGAUGUCCGUUUUUAUUUGCCACGAGUUUUCACAUUUUCAAUCGUAUUCAUAUCGUUUCAUUUUCGAUUGUGAAAUAUCAUUCAUUCUUUUAUUUUUUGGGUGCGAGGUUACGGUUGCGCUUACUCAUAUUAGUUUUCAACCAAUAGGAUCUUAGCACAACUUCUAUAAUUUUUAAUAUUGCAUUUUAAACUUUGUGUUUGCUGUUGCAAACUUCAUUGUUUUGCCACGGAUGCAUUUGAUCCGCAACAACAGUAAUUUUUUCUCUGUAACAUUCUUAAAAUUUAGAUC
Molecule: messenger RNA, 4063 nt
Organism: Paramacrobiotus metropolitanus
Lineage: Eukaryota; Metazoa; Tardigrada; Eutardigrada; Parachela; Macrobiotidae
Product: atrial natriuretic peptide receptor 2-like
Exons: 18
Coding region: 169-3750 (1193 amino acids)
Biological process (GO): protein phosphorylation; intracellular signal transduction; receptor guanylyl cyclase signaling pathway
Molecular function (GO): guanylate cyclase activity; peptide receptor activity; ATP binding
Source: RefSeq, a predicted model, not a curated record